This is a messenger RNA of Stegodyphus dumicola, 5454 nucleotides long. Its product is annotated as iduronate 2-sulfatase-like. Gene Ontology annotation, molecular function: iduronate-2-sulfatase activity. NCBI's taxonomy places the organism in Eukaryota, Metazoa, Arthropoda, Arachnida, Araneae, Eresidae. Gene Ontology annotation, cellular component: cytoplasm. The record is from RefSeq and is a predicted model, not a curated record.
GACUAGAAAUUUUAUAAGGAUUUAGGAAAAGAAAAUUGUGAAUAUUUAUUUGUGAACCAUGUUGCAAUGAGAGACAUAGUUGCAAGAGGGUCUGAGAGAUUUUUUUUUAUUGGUUGUGCAUGAUAGAAUGAAGCAAACGCUGAUGCAGUGUAUUAAAGAGUGAAUUGAGCCUUGUACAACUAUUUUUUCGGAUGACUAGAAAUCUUACAAAGAUUUAGGAAAAGAAAGUUGUGAAUAUUUAUUUGUGAACCAUAGUAUGAAUUUUCUGGACCAUGUCUGGCUGUCAUAUAAAUACAAUAGUGAUUGCGUGCAUCAGCAUGUUAAAGGCGGCAUGAAAUUGGUAUUUGUGCUGUUCGAAAAAGCAUUCAUUCAUGAAUUUACUGGAAUGCAAAAUGUUCUUUUUAUCGUAGUAGAUGAUUUAAGACCUGCUUUGGGAUGCUAUGGAGAUGAAAGAGCUAUUACACCCAACAUAGACCAGUUAGCUUCUCGCAGUGUAAUUUUCAAGAAUGCUUAUGCUCAGCAAGCUUUGUGUGCUCCAAGUCGUACAUCUUUCUUAACAAGUCGUAGGCCAGACAGUUUGCACCUCUAUGAUACUGGAAGUUACUGGCGUGAUUCUGUUGGAAAUUUUACCACUAUACCUCAACAUUUUAAAUUUCAUGAUUAUGAGACUAUCAGCAUUGGAAAGGUUUUUCAUCAUGGAAUUGUGUCUAACAUGACAGAUGACUAUCCAUAUAGCUGGACUGAGUAUCCAUAUCGUCCACCAACUCAAAAGUUUAAAAUGAGGCCAGUUUGUCCAUCGUCUGAUGGUAAGAACCAUAUGAAUUUGAUUUGUCCUGUUGAUGUUGCAAAACAACCUGGUGGAAGUUUGCCAGAUAUUGAAAGUACACAGUAUGCUAUCAAUUACUUAAAGAGCAAGAGAAAAGGACUAAACAAAGACAAACCAUUUUUUAUGGGCAUUGGAUAUUAUAAACCUCAUAUUCCUUUUAAAUUUCCACGUGAAUAUUUAGAUCUUUAUCCAAUAGAUUCUAUGGAUCUAGCUCCUAAUAAUACAUUACCACCAAAACUACCUGAAAUAGCAUGGAAUCCAUGGACUGAUAUCAGAUUAAGAGAAGAUGUAGAGAAUUUGAAUGUUAGCUUUCCCUACGGCCCUCUUCCUGAGGACUUUCAGAAACUAGCUCGCCAAGGUUACUAUGCUUCAUUAUCUUACAUGGAUGACCAAUUAGGAAAGUUAUUAAAAGCUUUAGAGGAUACUGGAUAUGCUGAACAUACUGUCAUUAUUUUAAUUGGAGACCAUGGUUGGUCUCUUGGAGAACAUCAGGAAUGGUCUAAGUACAGCAACUUUGAAGUUUCUGUUAAAGUUCCUUUGGUUUUACAUAUUCCAGGCAUUACAGACAGUAAGGAACGAAAAGCUUUUAAGCAUAUUUCAGUUCUUGAUUAUGUUUCAAAUGAAAACAAAACUAUGUCUGUAAGUAAUAUGAACAUAAGUGCUUCUACAUACGUCCCCAAAUAUGUCACAAACAAACUUGUUGAAUUAGUUGACCUUUUUCCAACAUUAGCAGAUAUUGUUAAUAUACCUAUUCCUCCAUUAUGUAGAUUUUAUAAAACAGUAUUAUGUUCUGAAGGUUUAACGUUUUAUCCCUUGAUAAAGCAUAUUGUGAAAGGUUCUGCGUCAGAAGAAUUUCCAUGGAAGACAGCUGCAUUCAGCCAAUACCCAAGACCAUCGAUAAGUCCUAGAAAUGAUAGUGAUCAACCUGAUUUAGAGGAUAUUAAAUAUAUGGGCUACUCAAUCAGAACUGCUCGUUUCCGAUAUACAGAAUGGGUUUCAUUUGAUUCAAAAAGAUUGAAACCUAACCGGACUCAAGUUGUUGCUAGAGAAUUAUAUGACCAUAAGGAAGAUCCAUUUGAAGCAAACGAUGUUUCUGACAAGCCUAUGUAUGAAAAUAUAAAGAAAGAACUAUCCAGGAAAAUCAAGAAAGGUUGGCGACAUGCCAUGCCACCUGGCUUAUUUGACAGUCCUGUUAAGAAAAAAGAAUAUUUGAGCUAAAACAAUAAAAUAACUUUCCAAAAGUAAGAUAGACUUACUUUUGGAAGAACUGAUAAUAUUAUCAGUUCCUGAUUAUCUGUUGAAUGGUUUUUAUAACUCAUUUUGAAUUUAGAAAUUAAAUCUGGGAAGAAUUUGCUGAAAAGUAAAUUUCAAGAUUUUUAUGUUUUGAUUUUUUUAUGUAUACCUUUUUUAAAAUGCUGAUUAUUCUUACACAUAAAAAUUUUUACAUUUUUAAGUACAUCAAAGCUUACUUUUAAUAAAAUAAUUGGACUGCUAGGAUUAUGAACUAAUUUAUUGGAAAAAAAAAGACUGGUUCAUAUGAAGAAUCUGUAGAAUCAAUUUUGAAAUAAAAACAGUUAAAGAAGAGAGAAUUUUGCAUUUCUUUCAUCAGAUAAAUGCAAAAUAUCUCUCAUUUAUUUAUAAUGUUAUAGUUAUUAGUUAACUAUAAAAUGAAAACUUAACUCAUUGCUUGAAGAUUUGCUUCAUAUGAUUGUGCCAUUCUUUUCUAACUGUGUUGUCUGUAUGCAUGUAUAUUGUUCUUUAAUUUUAUGUAUUUUUAUUGUUAAUUCUGAUACUUUUUUAUAUUAAAAGAGCUUAGUUUGUACUUUUGUUGAAAUCUUUCUUGAUGAUCUUUUCUGCUGAAAUAAAAUAUAGUUGAUAUCUUUAAUUAGUUAAAAUGCAGAAACAUUUUUGCUGAAUUUGAAAUCAAACCAAAAUAUGAUGUAAAUUCCUAUUAAAGAUAAUUUUCCAUUUAAGGCAUCAUAAAUGGAUCCAAAUGAUCUAAAAAUUACAGCAGCAUCAAUUAGUUCAAGAAUCAUACUUCGUACUUAAUGAAUUAUUACACUCUCUUGUAGACUGUUAAUAGAUGAAUAUAUUGGAAUGAUGAUUACUUGGAUAACAUAUCAUUAUUUAUUCAUGUAAUGAGAUGCAUGUAUCUAGAAUUUAAUUGCACUAUUUUUGUGUGAAUUUUAACUGUCUCUAUGAAUAAGUUGGCAUCAUAAAAGUUUAUGCGCAUAAGGUAUGUGUAACUGUGUUUUACUUCACAUACAUAUUUUGUGACAUCCAUAUUAUAUUGGAAUGUAAAUUAACACAUUGUUAUUUAUAUUUUCUCUUACUUUUCAUCCUAAUUUCAACAAGGUCAUCAUACAUAAGCUUUAUCUGCUUUGCAACUGUAGUGAUCCCUUUCUAAGAUGAUGGUUCCAGAUAGUUUUCAUCUUCUGGGGAAGUGGCCGUCUCAGAGAAGGAAUGUUGAUUACUUCUAUUUGUGUAUGUCUUAAAUAUUACAGGUCACUUUCAGAAUUGGUUAUCAUGAGAAGAUUUACUUGAUUUGUGCUGUGUAUAUUUUCUCACUAUACGUAUUUUGCAUUAAAAUAUUUGUAAUUAAUCAAGAAAAUUUUCAAUUUUAGUAAAAGCUCUCUCUUUGCAACGUUGUUCAUCCCAUCAACAAAGUCUGAUAAUUUCAUCAUUUUCAUUUAUCUUCUCAAUUUAGCCAUUUGAUUUGCUGGUGGGCUCUUAAGUUAUCAAUAGUGAAAUCAUGAUUAACUUUUUCAAUGCUUAGUUUCUUUAUUAAACAUAGGCUGUGAGAUGACCACUUAUGACAUAAACAUUCUGAGUUGAAUUAGUUUAAGUGUUUAGAUUUAUUGACUGCAUCUGAAGUAAUCUGAAAAUUAAAUUACAGAAGUUUGUGCAUUUGAUACAAAAAUAUUAAGUGAGUGUCAAUGAAACUUUUCAUUUUUAUUAAACAUUUAAAUCAAGCAUUAAAUUGCACUAUAACAAAGGAAAAGUUAAAAUAAUUAAAGGUGUGAACUAGUAAUCACAAAAAUACAGCAAAGCAUUAUAAGUUUACAAAAGCAUACAUGUAUAUAUUAAGACUGUAUAUAUAAAUAAAUAGUAAUAAAGUACAUAUAAAUAAAUAUGGAAUAAAGUUUGUACUUAAGAAAAGAGGUUUAAAGAACAGCUUUGAUGAACAUCUCAAAACUUUGUAUAUUUAACCCUCUGAUGAAGAAUUCAACAAAUUGCCAAAAACUGUUUCUGUCAGUUUUGUUUUAGGUAUGCAGGCAUCAUUAGUAUCAAAUUCCUGUAUCAAUUAGUAGUACAUAUUUGUGUGCAAAAGUAUGUAUAGUUUCAUAGCCUGCAGAGAAGGAAUUUUCAGAAUUCAUAUGAGAGGUAUUUUUAAAACUGCCAUAUGAAUUUAUAUCACUAAAAGAGGUAAUGAAAUUUGAGUAAAAGAGGUAAUGAAAUUUGAGUCUGCGAUAAUAAUUGAAGCCUUACUGAUGAAUAUUUCAAAUGAUUUAAGAUGCUUAUAUCCCAAGAUUUCUUUAAGAGGAGAAGGAAAACUUUUAUCAAAAUAGAUAAAGCAUGAAGAUUAUCAAGCAUUUUAAUUUAUUAAAAAAAAUAAUUUUAAACAAGGAAUUGCAGUGUGCACAUAUUUAAUUUUUUCAUUCAUUUUUAUUUAGCAUCAUUUAUAUCUUUUAAAUGUUUCAGGUAAAUUGUUUGGAAAUUUGGACCAUUUUUUAAAAUUCAUUUUCGAAUUUAAAAAUUUGUUAAUUCAUGACAAUUUUAUAGGGUUAAAAAAUGAUGGUUUUUAAUUCUAUGUAAGCCUGAAUAAGUACUUCUCUCCUGCAUUUUUCUAUUUAUAAAACUGCAAUGGAUUAUCUAAGAUUGCUUUGCCUUUUUAAAAAGGAUUAGGCUCUGUUAAGAUGUAAUUUAGAAAGGUGAAGUAAUAAAUAUGUUGUGUUUUUCAUUUUCAUGCAUAUGCUAUUAAUGCUUUGCAGUAACAGUGCCUGUAAGGUUGUGCUUUAUUUGUUCCUAUUUUCUGCUUAAUAUUUUAUUUCACUUUGUUUUAGUUUUAUUUAUUUAUUUAUUAGAUGUAAAAAUUUUAUAUAGUAUGGAUAAUUAUGCAGUAGUAAUUUCAUUCAAUUAAUUGUGCACAUUGCUAUAUUUAAAUGCAUUCAUACUCAGGUGUAUAUGUGCAGUUUGUCAGUUUAUUACAGACAGAUUUUCAAAUGGGAUAAAAUGUUAUGAAAUACACUUAAAAAAUGCUGAAGUGCAUGAGGAAUUUUAUAAAUAUCAGUGUUUUGAGACUAUUCAUUUUUUAUGUUAACGUAUAUGUUACUUUUAUAAAUAAUACUGUUAUAAAGAGUUAAGUUUUUAUUCGAUACAAUAUUUUCAGUUAAAUAAAUUUUAGUUACUAUAUUGUAUGUUUGUUGAUGAUUCUCUCUCUCAUUCAGUAUUUAUUUUCAAAAUUUAUUCACAAUAACUUUUCAAAAGUAUAAAAGAUAUGCUGCUAUAUUUUUAUGACUGCUGUAUGCACUGUUUAUCAAGUAAUUUAGAAUCUUACUCAGAUCAGACUAUGCCAUAUUCUGUACAUGCAAGAAUUUCUAAAUAAUAUAAUGCAGAAAGUAAUUUUA